AUGCCUGUGACGAAGUUCAAGACACCCGAGAAGUACAGAUAUCACGAAGGGUUCGGAUCAUAUCACCAGUCCGAAGCGAUUAAGGGCGCGCUACCAGUCGCGCAAAAUACGCCACAGAGACCGCCGUACGGUCUGUAUACCGAGAAAAUCACGGGGUCAAGCUUCACUGCUCCUCGAGGGGAGAUUCAUCAAACAUGGCUCUAUCGAAUGAUACCAGCCUGUGCUCAUUCGCCUUUCCUGCCCGAAGAUCAACAGAGCACGGAGAAGAGGCUGGCGGAUCAAAGAUUGAGCCACACUCCAACACAACUCCGAUGGAGUCCGUUUGACCUGGAUGACUCGGAGGCUGUCGACUGGCCGAAUGCCAUGAGAUUGUUAGCAGGAGGCGGAGAUCCUGCAUCAAGGACUGGAGUGGGCUACUCGAUCUUCACAGCGGGCAAAUCCAUGGAUCCCACCACUGCUUACUACUCAUGCGAUGGCGAGCUCUUGAUCAUUCCUCAACAUGGCAUGCUCGACAUCCGCACGGAGCUAGGUUGCCUGCUCGUUCGUCCUCAUGAGAUAUGUGUGAUUCCACGAGGCAUACGAUACAAUGUUGCGCUACCACAAGGCCCUGUACGAGGGUAUGCGAUUGAGAUGUAUCAGUGUCACUUCAUCUUGCCUAAUCUAGGGCCACUGGGUUCGUUCGGACUUGCUAACUCGCGCGACUUCCAAGUCCCGGUAGCGUCCUUUGUGCAAAAUACUACACAGGAGCACAAACUGGUGGCCAAGUUUAACAAUGGGCUGUAUACCGCAACGCAAGACCACUCCCCCUUCGAUAUUGUUGGCUGGCAUGGACUGUACUAUCCGUAUAAAUAUGACUUGGGCCACUUCAUGACCGUCGGAAGUAUUUCCCACGAUCAUCCCGACCCAUCAAUCUUUACGCUACUUGCAUCGACUGAAGGGGUUGUAGAAAUGGCAAUAUUUCCUCCCCGCUGGCUUGUCAUGGAGAACACCUUCCGUCCGCCCUGGUACCACCGGAAUACCGUGUCCGAGUUCAUGGGCCUGAUUUCUGGUGAGUAUGAUGCAAGGACAGAUGGUGGCUUCCGACCUGGGGGAGCCAGUCUGCAUAACGUGAUGGCGGGACAUGGUCCGGAUAGCAAUACUCAUCAGAAGGCGAGUGUUCAAGAGCUGGUGCCCCAAUACAUUGGAGAGGGGAGCUUGGCGUUUGUCAUAGAGACACCUGUGCUCUUGGGUGUUACUGAUUGGGGAAUGAAGAGCUCCAAAAUGCAACUACAAUAUUACGCAGAGACCUGGGGAGGUCUGAAGUCGCACUUCCAACCACCAGAAGGCGCCGAGGUUGUGAGUAAUGCUGCUCCAGAUGCGGGUCGAGUGAAUGGGACGAAUGUGGUACAUUGA
Messenger RNA from Fulvia fulva, 1392 nucleotides. Its product is annotated as Homogentisate 1,2-dioxygenase. Gene Ontology annotation, molecular function: homogentisate 1,2-dioxygenase activity. The transcript is spliced from 2 exons. Gene Ontology annotation, biological process: L-phenylalanine catabolic process. The record is from RefSeq and is a predicted model, not a curated record. Bases 1 to 1392 code for a protein of 463 amino acids. Lineage: Eukaryota; Fungi; Ascomycota; Dothideomycetes; Mycosphaerellales; Mycosphaerellaceae. Gene Ontology annotation, cellular component: cytoplasm.